AGUCAGCAUUCACUGUGCUUCCGCGUUCACAAAGAACUUGAAAACAACAAAGGUAGCCGAAGCUCUAGAGAAAGUUCCGUUAAAAUGCUAAUUUCCCUUGCUGGGUCAGGUCUCCGCCCACCAGCGCAGAGCCAAGAGUCCUCCUGCCCUGCUGUCACUCAAGCGUGAGGGGCGUGGUCUACCAAACUGUCCAAUCAAGAGCCCUUCUGGGAAAGGUGGGUGGAGAGACGCACCGUACAAGCGCAGACGUCUGUACUCGCUCUGGGUACGGUGUUUUUAAUUGUCUCGGGUGGCUCUGCCGCAGUGUCUCCCGCCCUUGGUCUGCAGUGGUCGUGGGAGUCAUCGGAGGGACUGAGGGAAACCUUGAAAUGGAUUCGGUGACCUUUGAGGAUGUGAGUGUGAAGUUCACCACAGAGGAGUGGGAGCUGCUGGAUCUACCCCAGAAGAAACUCUACAGAGACGUGAUGCAGGAAACCUUUAGGAACUUGACCUCAAUAGGAGAAAAAAGGGAAAACCCUGAUGUCAAAGAUCAGUAUGAAAAUCAUGGAACAAACAUAAGGCACAUGACAUCUUACACUACACCCAAACCAUGUGAGUAUCAGGAAUUUGAAGAGAAGCCAUAUAAAUGCAAGGAAUGUGGGAAAGCUUUCAAGCAUCGUCAAUCCAGACAUACGCAUGAAAAAAUUCACACUGGAGAGAAGCCCUAUGAUUGUAAGAAAUGUGGGAAGGCCUUCAAGCUUCGUCAGUCCAUUCGAAGACAUGAAAGGAUUCACACUGGAGAGAAACCCUAUGAAUGUAAAAGAUGUGGGAAAGCCUUUAGAUAUCAUCACAACUUUCAAAAACAUGAGCGAACUCACACUGGAGAGAAACCUUAUAGAUGUAAGCACUGUGGUAAAGCUCUCAGUUCUCUCAGAUACUGUCGAAUUCAUGAAAUAACACACACUGGAGCAAAACCCUAUGAAUGUAAGCAGUGUGGUAAAGCUUUCAGUUGUCCCAGUUACUUUAUAAAACAUGAGAGAACUCAUAGUGGAUUGAAACCAUAUGAAUGUAAGCUAUGUGGUAAAGCCUUCAGUUGUGCAAGUUACAUUCGAAGACAUGAAAGGACACAUACUGGAGAAAAGCCCUAUAAAUGUAAAAAAUGUGGUAAGGCCUUUAGUUGUUCAAGUUCCUUUCGAAAACAUGAGAGAACUCAUACUGGAGAGAAACCCUAUGAAUGUAAGCAGUGUGGUAAAGCCUUCAGUUAUUCCAGAUCCUUUCGAAGUCAUGAAAGGAGACACAGUGGAGAAAAGCCCUAUAAAUGCCAAAGUUGUGGUAAAGCUUUUACAUGUCCAAAUUCCUGUAGAAAACAUGAGAGGAUUCAUUCUGGACAGAAACCAUAUGUAUGUAAGGAAUGUGGGAAAGCCUUCAGUUCUCUCACCAAAUUUCAAAGACACAUGAUGAAGCACACUGGAGAUGGACCUUAUAAAUGUAAAGACUGUGGGAAACUCUUUGAUUGUCCCAGUUACUUCCGUUGUCAUGAAAGGACUCACAGUGGAGAAAAGCCUUAUAAAUGCAAGCAGUGUGGUAAAGACUUUGGUUUUCCUUGCUGUCGUCAAAUACAUGAAAGAAGUCACACUGGAGAGAGGCCCUAUCGAUGCAAGCAAUGUGGUAAAGCCUUCACUUAUCUCAGUUCCUUUCGAAAGCAUGAAAGAACUCAUACUGGAGAGAAACCCUAUGAAUGUAAGGAAUGUGGGAAAGCCUUUAUUUAUCCCUCAAAUGUUCAGAGACACAUGAUAACGCAUACUGGUGAUGGACCUUACAAGUGUAAGGUGUGUGGGAAAGCCUUUAAUUGUCCCAGUUCUUUACAGACACAUAAAAAAACUCAUAAUGGAGAAUAGUGCUCUGAAUAUAAGGAAUAUGUGAAAGCCUUUAUUUGUCCCAGUUCACUCCAUAUACACACACACUGGAGAGAAACCCUGUUUAUGCAAACAAUACAGCAAAGCCUUCAGCACCCUGUAUUAUGUUCAAAUAUAAGAUAGAACUCAUACUAGAGAGAAACGGAGUGUGAGGAAUGUGGGAAAGCCUUCAUAUAUCACACAACCUUCCUGGACAUGUGAGAGUGCACAGUGGAGAGAAACAAUAUAUGUUAAGGAAUAUAGGAAAAGCUUCAGACCCAUUUCUUUGGGAAGAUGUGGAAGAACUCACACUAGAAAGAAUUGUAUUGAAUGUAAAUUAUGUAGGGAAACCUUCACUUUCCCCACAUCCCUACAAAACCAUUUGAAAAUGUACAUGAGACAGAAACCUUAAAGCUAAAACAAAAAGGGGGAAACUUUUCAAUUUUAACGAAUAUUUUCAAAGACAUGUGAAAACUGCACUGGAAAGAAAUCAUAUCCAUGUAAGUACCAUGGGUAAGCUGUGAAUUAAUUUGUGUAUAAUACUCCUGAAAACUCACAACAUGAAAGAAGUGUUAUAAAUUGGCUCAUUCUUAAAGUGAUUUUCUGCAGUGUGGAUUUCUAAUUAGUUUUCCAGGUACACACUGAGGUGAGAUAAUUCUGUAGGUACACAUUAAUUGUUCCCAAGUUUAAUAGGCAAUUUUUUCCUUUAGUCCUUUAGUAUUUUUUCGUUUAUAUCUUUUGAAGUCUGUUGGAACCAUGCAUGAGUUGAAGGUUAUUUCUAAUAUUUAAGUAGGUUUAAUUUUUACAUAAUUUUGUAAGUUAUAUAUAAAAGAAAAGGGACAUUGAAAAAAUGUCACUUUGGUUUUCAUUGUUUUUUUCAUACUGCCUUCCUGUGGCAAGUAGUGGAUAUGUCUUAUUCAUUAUAUACAUAUUCCACUCUACUUAGCAGAACACCACUUUUUCAUUGCCUAAAAAUUCUUAUUCUAUUUUCUUGUUAGUAUAUAUUUGCCAUAUACUUGUAAGUAUGUAAAAUUCAUCAUAGUGCAGUCUCUUGUGAAUUAUUAUCUUCAUCUUUUGUCCUUUAUGCUUUGUCAUUCCUUCUGGCUGAGAUUUGGACUAUGGAAUUUACAUUCAGAAGAGAGACGUGUGAGAGGACAAUAAAAUUUAGAUUUGGCGGUGACCCUUCUUGAUGCUGUUAUGUUAACCUACUGACCGUGUGUUCCCGAUUCCACUAUGACAGUUGCAGUGGUACAAUCCAGAAGAGCUACAUGAGAAUUUGUUCCUCUACUGCAGUGUGCAAUGACUGCACUGAUGUGGUCAUUCCAUGUGAGAAUCAGCACCUUCCACAUAUCAGGCAGAUUCUGGGUGUUCCCUCUUACCCAUAGCUGAGCAUAAUCACUCAGUAUGUUUUCAGGUGACUAACUAAGAGGGGGGCAGUGCUGACCUGGAACCUGGUGGACAGGACAGAUCACCCAGGAAAAUUUCACAGAGGAACCUCUGCCCAAAGGAAUUUCCAUAGGACGUCUGUGCCUACGAAAGAUUCUGGGAGAAAAGGCAGUUUCAUGCAACAUAGUUAGCUUUCCUCUAUGUAAAAUAUCCACCAGCAAAAAAAUAAACCUUUUGAAAAGAGUAGGGAAACGAUAAAA
Molecule: messenger RNA, 3520 nt
Organism: Phacochoerus africanus (Common warthog)
Lineage: Eukaryota; Metazoa; Chordata; Mammalia; Artiodactyla; Suidae
Product: zinc finger protein 709-like
Exons: 6
Coding region: 369-1877 (502 amino acids)
Biological process (GO): regulation of transcription by RNA polymerase II
Cellular component (GO): nucleus
Molecular function (GO): DNA-binding transcription factor activity, RNA polymerase II-specific; RNA polymerase II transcription regulatory region sequence-specific DNA binding
Source: RefSeq, a predicted model, not a curated record